Molecule: messenger RNA, 1569 nt
Organism: Patella vulgata (common limpet)
Lineage: Eukaryota; Metazoa; Mollusca; Gastropoda; Patellidae
Product: mucin-2-like
Exons: 3
Coding region: 1-1569 (522 amino acids)
Source: RefSeq, a predicted model, not a curated record
AUGUUACCCGUGAUUGGUGACUGCAUUUUACCCGCAACAUCUCCAACAACCUCACGCGUUACAUCACCCUUAACAUCCCCAACAACCUCCCCGAUAACAUCUCCAGUAACUUCACUAACAACCUCCCCAGUAACUUCACCAACAACCUCACCCGUUACAUCACCAGUAACAUCUCCAACAACCCCACCCGUCACAUCACCAGUAACAUCUCCAACAACUUCUCCCAUAACCUCUCCAACAACCUCCCCCGUCACAUCACCUGUAACAUCUCCAACAACUUCCCCCAUAACAUCACCCGUAACAUCCCCAACAACCUCACCCGUCACAUCACCAGUAACAUCUCCAACAACUUCUCCCAUAGCCUCUCCAACAACCUCCCCCGUCACAUCACUUGUAACAUCUCCAACAACUUCCCCCAUAACAUCACCCGUAACAUCCCCAACAACCUCUUCAGUUACAUCACCAGUAACAUCUCCAACAACCUCCUCCGUCACAUCACCUGUAACAUCUCCAACAACUUCCCCCAUAACAUCACCAAUAACAUCUCCAACAACUUCACCCGCUACAUCACCAGUAACUUCUCAAAAGACCUCUCCCGUCACAUCACCUGUAACAUCUCCAACAACUUCCCCCAUAACAUCACCCGUAACAUCCCCAACAACCUCACCCGUCACAUCACCAGUAACAUCUCCAACAACUUCUCCCAUAGCCUCUCCAACAACCUCCCCCGUCACAUCACCAGUAACAUCUCCAACAACCUCUCCUAUAACAUCUCCAGUAACUUCUCAAACAACCUCCCCCGUUACAUCACCAGUAACCUCUCCAUCAACCUCAUCCGUUUCAUCACCAGUAACAUCUCCAACAACCUCCCCUAUAGCAUCUGCAGUAACUUCUCAAACAACCUCCCCCGUUACAUCACCAGUAACCUCCCCCGUCACAUCACCUAUAACAUCCCAAACAACCCCCCCGGUACAAUCUCCAGUAACUUCGCGAACAACCUCACCCGUUACAUCACCAGUAACAUCUCGAACAACCUCCCCCGUCACAUCACCUGUAACAUCUCCAACAACUUCCCCCAUAACAUCACCUGUAACAUCCCCAACGACCUCCUCAGUUACAUCACAAGUAACAUCUCCAACAACCUCCCCCGUCACAUCACCUGUAACAUCUCCAACAACUUCCCCCAUAACAUCACCCGUAACAUCCCCAACAACCUCUUCAGUUACAUCACCAGUAACAUCUCCAACAACCUCCUCUGUCACAUCACCUGUAACAUCUCCAACAACUUCCCCCAUAACAUCACCAAUAACAUCUCCAACAACUUCACCCGCUACAUCACCAGUAACUUCUCAAAAGACCUCUCCCGUUACAUCUCCAAUAACGUCGCCUGCAACAUCUGCAAUAACAUCUCCGGUAACAUCUCCAACAACUUCCCCCAUAACAUCACCCGUAACAUCCCCAACAACCUCUCCCGUUACAUCGCCCAUAACAUCUCCAACAACCUCCCCCGUUACAUCACCUAUAACAUCUCCAACAACCUCCCCCAAUCCCGUUGGUACAUGUAAUUAA